GUUUCAAGGUUAGACUUUUGUGAUGUAAAUGCGGCCCACAGUCCGCAGCGGCUCGGCACAGCCUCACUCGUGUAGCAGAGCGCCGGUCGCCAUGUCGCCCCUGCCCUCGCUGCUCCUCGCUGCCUGCUGUCUGAUCUUCGUUGUGGUAUACAGCGGCGAGACGGAGGGACGCGCCUUCUUCGGAGCCCUGUAUCCCCCGCAGCUGUCGAACUCCUCGAUCCCGGUGGAGACGGUGGCCGAGUCGUACUUACAGAACAAGCUGCAGCUCUUCUGGUCCAUGCUCGGAGUCGGGAACAUCCCGCGACCGCAAUGUAACUAUUACACUAAUCACUAGUCACUAAGCUCACGGUGGCGAUAAUAGCCGGUACCCCAUGAGACAUGUCCGGUAUGAGCCAAGUCAUGACGGCUAACUCGCUACCAUCUACCGCUACUUCAAGCUGAUGUUCUACUAAGAGCGAUACUUUCAACAUUUCAAACUGCCUUUAAAUAUUACGAAUACAUUAACAUAACAAAAAUACAGCUCAAUAAUUUGAAUAUAAACAAGUGCUCGUCCUCGCGUAUAUUGUUAUGCAAAGAUGUGACGACCAGAUGAAUAUAUACAACAUCUCUGUUGACAGUUCCGUAGCGAGCAGCCCAGAGCGGCAGCGGAGUGCGCGGCAAACGCUGCACCGACAUAAUGACGCGUUUAUUUCUGUUCCGGUUAGAUUAUAAAUAAUGAUUAUUCAUACUUCAUGUUUGUUAAGAAGCAAUAAUGUAUAGUAUAUAAAUAACAAUUCAAAGCCA
Messenger RNA from Bombyx mori (domestic silkworm), 783 nucleotides. RefSeq lists its product as uncharacterized. NCBI's taxonomy places the organism in Eukaryota, Metazoa, Arthropoda, Insecta, Lepidoptera, Bombycidae. The coding region runs from base 29 to 334 and encodes 101 amino acids. The record is from RefSeq and is a predicted model, not a curated record. The transcript is spliced from 3 exons.